AAAAGAAAAAAUAAAUAAAAAACUUAAAGGAUUGAUGAAGGGGGAAGACGAUCGAGUUGCUUCGCUUGUAUGGUUUCAGUGUGAGAACUUGGUUGCUUCAAUUCAUCUUCGGAACGCGUUUUCUCUUCAAAGUGAGAAUGUAUAACAAUGUUGGGCCGCAACUAGGGGUUCCUCAACUUCAUCCUCAACCUCAGACAGUCCUGCAACCUAAUGUGUUUGGGAAUGCAUUUCAAGUCGCCGGUUCAGGACUCGUUCGAGGUGGAUUGGGUGCAUAUGGAGGGAAAAUAUUAGGAUCAAGCUCUGAGUACGUCCAAAGCAACAUAAGUCGGUAUUUCUCUGAUCCCCAAUACUACUUCCAAGUGAAUGACCACUAUGUUAAGAACAAAUUAAAGGUGAUUUUGUUCCCAUUCCUGCACCGGGGGCAUUGGACUAGAAUUCCAGAACCAGUGGGAGGUAGGCUCUCUUAUAAACCACCACUUUAUGACAUAAAUGCACCCGACUUGUACAUUCCAUUCAUGGCAUUUGGUACCUACGUUGUUCUUGCUGGCAUCUCAUUGGGUCUUCAUGGAAAGUUUAGUCCUGAAGCUUUGAAUUGGUUAUUCAUCAAGGGAUUGCUUGGUUGGUUUACGCAAACAGCACUGCUUAAAGUGACAUUACUUUCAUUGGGCAGUGGGGAAGCACCUCUAUUGGACUUUAUAGCAUAUGCUGGGUAUACUUUCCCUGGCAUGUGUUUGGCUGUUCUUGGAAGAAUAAUAUGGGUUUACUCCUACUACUUUUUGAUGCUAUGGACCUGCUUAUGCAUGGCAAUGUUCUUGGUGAAAACAAUGAAGAGAGUUGCAGAGGUCAGGAGUUAUGAUUCAAGCAGACACCACUACCUCUUGCUCUUUAUUGCUUUGGCUCAGAUCCCCCUGUUUGCAUGGCUUGGAAACAUUACUGUCAAUUGGCUUUUAUAGAGUGAUAGCGUUUUUACUGUACUUGGAAGCACUUAGUGAUAUUUUUUGGUUGUUAACGUUGGAGAAUAGUAAUAUAUGGGCUUUUUCUCUUCCCCUUGCUUUUAUCUGUUGGAUAGGUUGGGGGAUAAACCUCAUCAGAGAUGCAUAAUUAUAGGCCUUCUCCUUCUCUGCAUAUAUUAUACGCUUUUAUUUUUCAUUAUACCUAGUAGUAAUUCACACAUCUUUAUUUUCUACACAGACGAUUACCAUUGUGAAAUCACCAUAA
Molecule: messenger RNA, 1218 nt
Organism: Gastrolobium bilobum
Lineage: Eukaryota; Viridiplantae; Streptophyta; Magnoliopsida; Fabales; Fabaceae
Exons: 5
Coding region: 138-953 (271 amino acids)
Biological process (GO): endoplasmic reticulum to Golgi vesicle-mediated transport
Cellular component (GO): Golgi membrane; endoplasmic reticulum membrane; COPII-coated ER to Golgi transport vesicle
Source: RefSeq, a predicted model, not a curated record